Messenger RNA from Penicillium olsonii, 705 nucleotides. Lineage: Eukaryota; Fungi; Ascomycota; Eurotiomycetes; Eurotiales; Aspergillaceae. The record is from the annotation of a GenBank genome assembly.
AUGUCGAAGUUUCCAGAAGUGCAGGGAGGAGGUUCGCUCAUCCUGGCAUGGCAGAUUAAGGAAAAGCAUGUUUUGGUGGUUGGAGGUGGAGAGGUCGCUGCGGGGCGCAUCCUCAACACCCUCAACGCCGACGCACGAGUAACAGUCGUAUGCCCUGCCUCCGGGCUGAACGAGGAGGUUGCUUUCCGGGUUGCUGAAAAGCAAGUGACGCAUAUUGACCGCAAUUUCGAGCCACACGACUUGGAUGGGGUGGAUAUGGUGUUGUGCGCCAUUGACGAUCCAGAGGCUUCUUCGGAAGUCUGGAAAUUGUGCAAAGCGCGUCGAAUUGCAGCUAAUAUCGCCGAUGUUCCACCCGAAUGUGACUUUUACUUUGGAAGUGUCCAUCGUGACGGACCUCUACAGGUCAUGGUAAGCACGAACGGGAAUGGACCGAAGCUGGCUAGCAUCGUGCGGAAGAAGAUUGCGGAGACUUUGCCCAGCAACAUGGGAGCAGCCAUUGAAAAUGUGGGGAGGCUGCGGAAGAAGCUUCGUGAAGUUGCGCCCAACCCCGACCAGGGCCCGAAGCGGAUGAAAUGGAUGUCCGGCGUCUGCGAACAAUGGAGCUUGGAAGAACUCGUCUCGAUGACCGAGAAGGACAUGGAUAGUGUUCUGUCAUUCUACGAAUCAGGCAAAGUGCCUACGUUACAAGAGGUCCAGUCACAAUAA